CCUAGCUAGAUUCUAGACCGUCUUUCUCCGUUCCUCUCUUUUUUCCUUGACUCACUAUAGACGGUCGAUAGUUUCUUUCAAUAACAGGCUCUUCAAUUAUUUGAUAUUGUCUACCCAUCACUUUCUCUGUCUACCUCUCUUUACUCUUUCUACUACUACUACUAAAUUUUCAAUGGAGCAGUAUAGCAUUCUGGGAAGAAUUGGAGAAGGUGCUCAUGGCAUUGUUUUAAAAGCUAAAUACAUUGAGAGUGGGGAAGUUGUAGCACUAAAAAAAGUUCCUCUCAGAAAUCCAGAAGAAGGCAUUCCAAACACGGCAUUGAGAGAAAUAAAAGCACUUCAGCAAAUAGAAAAUAACCCUUAUGUCGUGAGACUGCGAGAUGUUUUCCCUCAUGGUUCUAUGAUUGUGUUUGUCUUUGAGUACAUGUUGUCAGAUUUAUCAGAAGUCAUUCACAAAGUAGACAAGCCUCUGACUGAAGCUCAGGUCAAAUCAUACAUGCUCAUGUUGCUCAAGGGAAUAGCAUUCUGCCAUGAAAAUAAUAUCAUGCACAGAGAUUUAAAGCCAGCUAAUUUGUUGAUAAGUUCAACUGGCCACCUUAAAAUAGCAGACUUUGGGUUGGCCAGAGUUUUUCAAAAUCAAGGGGAACGCCUUUAUAGCCAUCAAGUAGCUACAAGGUGGUAUAGAGCACCUGAGUUACUGUAUGGAGCAAGAAAAUAUGAUGAAGGAGUAGAUUUAUGGGCUGUGGGGUGCAUUUUUGGAGAACUACUGAACAACACUCCAAUUUUUCCAGGAGAAACUGAUAUUGAACAGCUAUGCUUGGUGAUCAGAGUACUGGGAACUCCUAAUGAAAAAAACUGGCCUGGAAUGUCAAAAUUAGACUUGCCAGAUUUUCAUAAAAUUUCAUUUCCUGAGAAUGCUCCUAUUCCAUUAGAAGAAAUUGUUCCAGAUGCUUCAACAGAGGCAUUGGAUCUACUCAAACAGUUCCUAGUGUACCCCAGCAAACAAAGAAUAGCUGCUAAAAAGGCAUUACUUCAUCCCUAUUUUUUUACUGAACCACUGCCUGCCCACCACUCUGAACUACCCAUACCUCAAAGGUCAAACAGAAGAAGUGGCUUACAGUUGAAACAUCAAGCCCAUGACUACAAUUUGGACAUUCCUAUUAUGGAUUCACUUAUUGAACCUUCACUAUUAGCACCACAUGUCAAUAAAUAAAAUGUUAAAAUUUU
This is a messenger RNA of Biomphalaria glabrata, 1224 nucleotides long. Its product is annotated as cyclin-dependent kinase 20-like. The record is from RefSeq and is a predicted model, not a curated record. Gene Ontology annotation, cellular component: nucleus. NCBI's taxonomy places the organism in Eukaryota, Metazoa, Mollusca, Gastropoda, Planorbidae. The transcript is spliced from 11 exons. The coding region runs from base 173 to 1210 and encodes 345 amino acids. Gene Ontology annotation, biological process: protein phosphorylation. Gene Ontology annotation, molecular function: ATP binding; cyclin-dependent protein serine/threonine kinase activity.